AUGUCUCAACUCUAAAUAUAUAAAUUGAGAGUUUCAAAUGAAACUAAAUCUGCUAUUAAAAAAUCUAUUCUAAAAAGUCCCUAACAAUGUUUAAAUCUUAUUAACAUCAGAUUGGAUUAGGUUGGGAAUUAAAUAAUAAAAGGAGAAUUAAAUAUAAUAUAGUUUCUAAAUAAAAUUGAUACUGCUGGAAAAUUUUUGGAUAUAUUAUCGAAUGAAACUAACAUUUGUAUUAAUAAAAUAGAAUAAGAUGAAUAAAAAGACCUUAAGGAGAUAAAGUUGAAAAAUAAUACAAAAAAUUAGUGUGAACAAAUUUUUUAAUCAAACUUUUUAUUUUAUUUGAUGAUUUAUUUUAAACCUUUAAAGAAUUAUUGUAUAUAGGAAAUAAAAUUGAAAAACAUUAUUAACAAUUUUGGAAAUGUUAAAGAUUUUCAAGAUUUUUAUAAAAAAAUAAAAAAUUACAACAUAUAGAGUUGA
Paramecium sonneborni is the source of this 474-nucleotide messenger RNA. The record is from the annotation of a GenBank genome assembly. Lineage: Eukaryota; Ciliophora; Oligohymenophorea; Peniculida; Parameciidae.